This is a messenger RNA of Racocetra fulgida, 860 nucleotides long. Lineage: Eukaryota; Fungi; Glomeromycota; Glomeromycetes; Diversisporales; Gigasporaceae. The record is from the annotation of a GenBank genome assembly.
CGUUGAGCACUUGAUACCACAAAAAAUUUCUCGGGAACACAAUUUAACUUCGGAAAAUUUUGGAGAGGAUAUUAUUUAUUCGCUAGGAAAUAUUACCUUACUGGAAGCCCCUUACCAGCAAGUCCUAUCUCAUGGCUUUGUGGUCGACGAAAAAGGCCGUAAAAUGUCCAAAUCCCUCGGCAAUGUCAUUGACCCCGAGGAUAUUUUGACCCAUUUUGUAAUCAGUUGUGAUUUUACCAAAGAAAUAAAAAUUAGUAUUUCUAUUUUGGAAAAUCUCCGGGAAAACUACCGCAAAAUCCGUAACACUUUUCGUUUUUUACUCGGAAAUUUAGCCAAUUUACCACCCGAAUUACAAAAAGAAACCGAUUUAACCUCUCAAUUUAAUUUAGUCGACUACUACCUUCUUCACCAAUUAGAAAAAUUACUUGCCGACAACCAAAGAAAUUACAAUGAAUAUAACUUUAACCCUAUUUAUUCUUCCCUUUUGAACUUUUGCAUCAAUGAUUUAAGCACUUUUUAUUUCGAGAUUAGCAAAGAUAGUCUGUAUUGUGAUAGCCUUACCAGCCCCCGCCGCAACCAGGAAAAAAAAAUUCAACUAAUUACAGAACAUUUUUUUCCCUUGCGUAACGACAUUUACCAAUUAUUAGAAAAAGCCCGGCAAAAAAAUAUUAUUACUACUAAUUCCCAGGCUUCCUUAUUAAUUCACAUCCCGCGUGAAAAAAACCCGCCACCAGAAUUUUUUCAGUUGAGUUUAACUGAAUUAUUAAUGGUGGCAGAAAUCCGAUUUACUCCCAAAUUAAAAAAAGACAUGAUGACGGGAAAUUUUUGUUCUCUUUAUCUAGAAAACACUCAAUUAAAAC